AUGAUCUUCCUCAGUACCGACGUGUUCCAGGGUUAUCUUUGGCUGGUGCUUAUAUGUGUCGUAGUGUACCUGUUGUGGUUCCUAUCUACGACCGGCACGCGAUACUGGCAGUGCGUUCGCGUGCCAUACAUUGAGGGUCGGCCCGUGGUGGGAAACUUCCUCGAGGCCGUGCUAUUGCGUAAAUCCAUGUUCGAUUUGAUGGACGAGCUAUACGUCAACGAUCGUGUCCGCGAGAGUCAUUUGUUUGGCAUAAGCAAAUUAUGGACCCCGACGCUAGUGCUCAAAGAUCCCGAGCUCAUCAAACAAGUCCUAAUUAAAGAUGCAGCGUUCUUUUGCAACCGCUCGAUGUGCACCGAUCCACAUGGCGAUCCGAUCGGGUACUACAAUUUGCUGAUGAUUAGAAACCCAGCUUGGAAACAGCUACGGUCUUAUUUGACGCCUUCGUUGAGCAUAAGCAAAAUCAAGCAAAUGUACCGGCUGGUCGAUCAGAUCGGAAAGGAUAUGAUCGCAUCUAUCGAUGCAUUACCGAAGCUACGGUCGAACGUGCGAGAAACGGAAUUCAAAGAACUCAGCGCUCGGUUCACAACAGAUGUGAUCGCAAGUACGUUUUUCGGAAUUCAAUCCAACUGUCUAAAGGAUGAGACCUCUGAAUUCCGCUACUACGGUCGAAAGAUAUUUGACUACGGUGCAGUUCGGGGCAUGACGAUGGCAGCCUUUUUCUUCAUGCCAGAGUUUGUACCCUACUUGCGGUUAAAGCUUUUCCCGCGAGACACAGAAGCUUUUCUUAAGAGCAUCAUCGAACAGGAGAUCGCUCGGCGUGAGCAAUCUGAAGAGAGCAGAGGAGACUUUAUCGACUCCAUGAUUGCGCUUAAAAACAAUAACGCUACCCUUGGUGUGACAGAAAAAAUACCCCUCAACGGUGACAUACUAGUAGCACAGGCUGCUACGUUUUACAUGGCUAGUUUUGAGACGACUUCAUCUGUUCUCUCUUUUGCAUUGUAUGAGCUGACCCAAAACCCGAAUGUGCAACAGUGCUUACGUGAAGAAAUACGUCUCACCAUCGAUCAACAUGGUCAGGAUAUUCCCUACGACACACUAGCCAAUCAAAUGCCUUACUUAGGAAUGGUCAUAUCCGAAACAGCGCGGCUUUAUCCAGUGUUACCAUUCAUCGAGCGGCAGUGCACGCUGCCGGAAGGUGCGACUGGCUAUAAACUGGAACCCUUUCAUGAAUACGUCGUUCCGAACCAUAUGCCAAUUCUGAUCCCUAUCUACGCUAUCCACCGAGAUGCGAAACAUUUUCCAAACCCUCAUAAAUUUGACCCGGAGCGAUUCGCGAAGAAAAAUUUGGAUAAAAUAAAACCAUGCACCUACAUGCCGUUCGGUGUCGGUCCACGUACGUGUCUGGGAUCUCACUUUGGAACGUUGCAAAUCAAAAUUGCGCUCGUAAAACUGCUCUCCAAAUAUCGCAUUGUGCAAUCGAUACUCACCCCGCAGAAAUUAACGUACAAAAAGAAUGCUUUUACUCUGAACACCAACGAAGGGCUUUAUGCUGAGCUUGUCGAAGAUCCGCUGUGGAAAUAA
This is a messenger RNA of Anopheles nili, 1581 nucleotides long. Its product is annotated as cytochrome P450 6g1-like. The transcript is spliced from 6 exons. Gene Ontology annotation, molecular function: monooxygenase activity; heme binding; oxidoreductase activity, acting on paired donors, with incorporation or reduction of molecular oxygen. The coding region runs from base 1 to 1581 and encodes 526 amino acids. The record is from RefSeq and is a predicted model, not a curated record. NCBI's taxonomy places the organism in Eukaryota, Metazoa, Arthropoda, Insecta, Diptera, Culicidae.